GAGCCAAAGGGGGAGGGGACCGGGCCGGAGGUAGGGAAGGGGGGGACGGAAUCCCGCGCCCGAACAUGGCCUCCUUCCCUGCGGAUCCCGCAGAGCCUCCCGGCCGAGGCCCGCCUGCAGCAGAGUCGCCGGGGGAGGACGAGGAGGAGGAGGAGGAAGAGGAGGCGGCGGCGUCGCGCAAACUUCUCCAAACUUUGGUCGCCGCCCCGCCGUCGCCAGGCACCCCUCCGCCGCCGCCGCCUCCGCCUCCUCCUCCUGGCGGCGCGGGGGCUGGAGGAGGCGAGCCGGAGGGCUGCAGCGGGUCGGGCUCGGAGGAGGCGGCGGCGGCGGCGCCCUCCCCCGCUGCUGCCCCGCCGGGGGCGGCCCCUCCGCGCUUCUCGGCCGAGCAGGUCUCGUGCGUGUGCGAGGCGCUGCUGCAAGCCGGCGACCCCGGGCGGCUGGGGCGCUUCCUGGGCUCGCUGCCGGCGGACGAGGCGCAGCGGCUGGAGGCUGCGGCGGGCGCGGCGGGCGAGAGCCUGGCCAAGGCGCGGGCGCUGCUGGCCUUCCAGCGCGGGGACUUCGGCGAGCUCUACCGGCUGGUGCAGAGCCGGCCCUUCGGCGCGGCGCACCACCCCUUCCUGCAGGACCUCUACCUGCGCGCCCGCUACCGCGAGGCCGAGGCGGCGCGGGGCCGGGCGCUGGGCGCCGUCGACAAGUACCGCCUGCGCAAGAAGUUCCCGCUGCCCGGCACCAUCUGGGACGGCGAGGAGACCGUCUACUGCUUCAAGCGCCGCUCGCGGGCCGCCCUGCGCGACUCCUACGGCCGCAGCCGCUACCCCAGCCCCGAGCAGAAGCGCCGCCUGGCCCGCGACACCGGCCUCUCCCUCACCCAGGUCAGCAACUGGUUCAAGAACCGGCGGCAGCGCGACCGUAGCGGAGGAGCCGGAGGCGGAGGCGGCGCGGGCACGCCCAGCAAGAGCGAGUCCGACGGGAACCCCAGCACAGAGGAUGAGUCCAGCCACGGCCCCGAGGAAACCGAAGCGGCCAUGGGGCUUCCGGCGACUCCCGAAGGGGUCCCAAACUCCAGCAGCCUUUUCCUGCCGGCCGCCUGCUCCAGUGCCUCUUCCAUCCUUCUGAACGGCAACUUCAUCACCGCCAGUUCCCCGACGAUGCUUCUCAACGGCGGCUCCGUUAUCCAGACCCCCAACGGCGGCGUCAUCCUGAACGGGCUGGCUCUCGGGGAUAACCCGACGGUCACGCUCAGCCCUGUGGCAGCACCCAGCCCUCCCGUCCUCCUCAACGGCGCCACCACCCUGUUGAGCAGCAAAACGCCAGCGCCCAGCAGCCAAGAGGUCCCCAAAGCUCACCAGGAGUCCCUCCCGCCGGCUGCUGUCAUCCUCAGCCCAGCCACUCUCCAAGGGGAGGUGAAGUCGGAAACGGCAGAGCCUUUGUCGUUUGGGGUGGAGGUGAAGUUGGAGGAUGGGCCCGGGCCCGUGCCGCCUCUCUUGUCUCUCCCAGAUGCCUCCACGCUUCUCUCCGACCACAAGGGGACGCUGCUGACCCCUGUCUCGAUGUCUCAAGUGGUCCCAUCAAACGAAGAGGCCCCCAAGGCCACUCCGCUGCCCUCUGCCGCUCAGCCAGCAGCCACAUCCAGUCCCCAGAUGGUCCCCCUUGCCAAACUAGUCCCCGGUACUCAGGCCCUGGCCAGUCCCCAGGUGACUGUGGCCACAGUCGGUGGCCAGGUAUCCCUGGCCACGCCCGCUCCAGCCACCACGGCAACACCGCUGCUCUCCAUCCCGGCAUCUUCUCCAGCCCAGGCUACAGUGCUCCACGUUCCUGCCCCCUCGCUGGUCCCCAUGGCCCAAGUGUCGCCCCCCUCCCAGGUGGUCCCUCUGUCCCAGCCAGUUUUGGGGACUCAGGUGCUCUCCCCGUCUCAGCUGGUGCCUAUGUCCCCCACGCAGAUCUACACGGUGCCACAGGGGGGCCCUGCCUCUCAGCUUGUCUCCCUCCCCCAGGUGGCCCAGGGGUCCCAGAUUAUCUCCCUGCCCCAGGUGGUUCCCACCUCCCAGGUAGUGACGCUGCAACAGGGCAUGGGCAGCCCCAUCCAGAUCCUGACCAGCGCUGCCCCCAUCAAAAUGGGACCCGUGGCAGGAGCGCCCCAAGCAACAGUGGCCGGCGGGAACUUCACCCAGGGCAACGUGCAUCUCAUCAACACGAAUGUGGGCAUGACGGCCCUGCAGCUUUCAGGAUCCCAGCCAGGGAACAUCUUCUUGACCAAUCCAGCAACAGGCAGUGGCACCUUCGUCACCGGCAUGGCCCUUCAGCAGGGCAAACUCAUCCUGACAGCCACCUUCCCAGCUGGCAUGCUGAUGGCGCCCGUCCUCUCUGCCCCAGCUGCCCAGACCUUGGCCCUCCCUGUCAAGCAGGAAGUGUCGGUGACGGCAGCAGUGGCUCUGGAGGGCAACGAAGGCGGUGGUGGCGGCGGCGGCAGCAGUGUGAUGCUUCCGGGGGUUACUUCCAUCCUGCCUUCCGGGGUCUCCCCGCUCUCAGCUCCUGACGGCCCUGGGACAGCCAGCUUGGCCUACAGCACAGACACCGGCCAGGCCAGCCUCCUUUCAAACUUCUCCCAGCAAGACAGCCUGGCAAUGUCCCAGCAGUCGGUGGUGUGGUCCAGCCCUGUUGGCAUGGACCUCCAAGGAGCCGGCUCCGAGGGGCUGUUUGAGAUGGACAAGAGCCCCAUGGAGGAGCAGAGUGGCCUGCUGCGGCUCCCGGAGGGCGAAGGCCUCUUGCUGGACGCCUCUGGUGGCGACCCCAUGGAUCCGGAAGCGCUGGACUCGGAGGAGAAGGUGCUGACGCAGCUGCAGUCGGUACCCGUGGAGGAACCGCUGGACUUGUAAAACCAGGAGGGGCUUCAGCAAACCUGGCUGGAGGGGAGGGCCUGGCCUUGCUUGCGGGACAGUCUUUUUUGGAACUCCUCGUAAGCCUUUGGCCCUGCUCCAGCCAUCUGGCUGGGAAUGUCAGAAGUGCCUUGUUAAGGGAAACCCUUUCCCACAUGUGUGAACGCUCACCCCCUGCAGUCAGGGCUCUGUCCUUCAGGAGUGAACAAACACUACAGUACAGAAACGGAGCAAUUUCACUCGGAGCAAUUUCACUCCCCGCACCUCAUAGACUCAUACUCUACAUUGAGUCAUGUAUAGCUGCCUGUCCAGCACAUGAGCACCACCUUCUGGCUGCCAGUAGAGUAGCAAGCACUAUCUUCACUUAGGCCAGGGGCGACCUUCCUUCACAACUGAGCUCGAGGAUUAGGGUCGGGAUGUUGUUCCUAAAUAUUCUACCGAAUAGAAACUCUUCUAGUACCUUCCAAGUUGUGAUGCAGCAUAAAAAAGUUAGGCAUUUUCCAUUAAGUGGGAGAUUGGGGAGCACUUAUACCACAAGGAGAACUUUCCUUUCCCCUUAACCAUGGUGCUAGGGAAAGGGUUUCAGUUGCUGGUCUGAUAUCCCAAAUCCCACUUCUGAGGGGUAGGAGAAUAUCCUGCUUCCCAGUGCCUGUUCCAGUGACAGAGUUGCUGGGCUUGUACCCUGCUGGGGGAAGAGGUUUUGUGCUUUGUUUCUCGCCUGCUUUUAGUCCUUUAUUAUCUCUGCAAUCCUAGAGAAUUAAUGUGUGUUUCCGCCAAGCAAAUGUAUCCCUGUUCUGUAUUGGAGCGCUUUAACUCUAGAAAACAAUGCAGACAGUCCUGCAGUAGGAACAACUGGUUCUAGUCCUCCAGGGCAGAAAAUCCUGGCUAGAGUGGUGUGUUUUUAAUGGGCCUAUGCUUUGUCUGCAGACAAAUGCAGUUGGGAGAACAGAAGAAAGCCAGGACUAAUCACAUCCGUUGUGCAUUAACAGUACAGAAAUCAAUUUGUUGAUCUGAGAUUGAAAUUAGCAGUUCUACAAUUUCGCAGGGGUGGACAGAAGGUAGCGUGGGAUUUACUGAUAGAUCUGUGUGGGGCUUGUAACAGGGUUUCUGAUUCCACAGUAACUAAAAGAUCACCCCCUGUAGUUAGAUUAGGCAGUUGAAACUCAGAAUUCUGAGGGGAGGGAACCAGGAGUGGAUUUUUGUGUGAAAGGACUAUAUGAGCUCAGUUCUGGUACUGAAAACAAAUUCCUGGGCUAAAAUGUUCAUAGGCACCCUGGUCCUGAAUUCCAUCACGCACACAGAAAGACAAGAGUGGCAGGUCUGUAUAACCUUUCUGCCUUAACUGCGUGCUGCCCCCUUGAAAUCUUGUUAACUUGAGUUCACCCCCAAACUUCUCCAGGGCUAAUAUUUCGUUUGUAAGCUCCAAAUUCUAAAAUUAGUGAAUGAUCUGCCUUUUUUUAGACACGGAAGAAAUUCUAUAUAUAUAUAUUUAAUAAUAUGUGAAAUAAUACCUGUUUUUAGAAGAAGAAAAGUCAUUUGAAAUCCACUUCCCAUAAUUUCUGUAACCCGGUGGCAACUCUUAUUUUAUGUAUUUAAUGGUCUUCUUUAUCAUGAGGGAUAAAAGAAAAAAAAUGAAGUUGUUAUAUUUAAAAAAUGUAUAGCGUUUUCUCACACUACAUUCAAGUUGGGGGAUCUUAAGCACUCUGGCAAUGGAUAAUGUUUUCACAGAUGUUGGUGGGACCCUGGAGCAAUUGAAGGAGUCGAAAGUAUUGGUCCUGUCUCAGUUGUGGAUCAAACCUGGAACCUUUUUCAAUAAAAUUUGGCACCUGCCUCUGUAGGAGGGGCAGGUUGGAAAUGGGAAAACAUCAGCUUUCACAGAGUGACUGAGGUUCCUGAAAUGACCCAUCACACCUUUCCCAUAUUAUUUUCUAUAAACAUCUUACUUUCCCCCCUGCAUUCUUUUGAAAGACAAGGCUUCUGCUUCUGAUUGCUAACCUGCUCCUAUUUCAGAAUUGCUCAGUCUGCAGUCCUUCCACAAAGCGUUUCACCAAGGUUGGAUGGUCCAUCCUAUUUGCUCUCCAGCCUGUGCCAAUCACUGAGUUCUGUUUUAAAUAAAUGGGAAGAUACUAUGGCUGACAUCUACAUGGAGAGGAAUUCCAUCACAACUGCAGAAUUACGGAUUAGCUGUUCCUUCCCUUUGACUGUCUUCUCUAUGAUGUUAUCUACACAGAGCAUUUCAGUUGUCGGAAUGAGCCCUCCUCUCUCGCUCUCCCUCUUCCCAACCAGGUACUUAAAGCAUCACCUCCCCACUCCCACUCCCCCACCCCCACAGUUUGUGAGGAACAAUCAUUUCUACAAGAUAUUGUUUAUAUCUUUUCUUCAAUUUUUAAUGCAUAUUUGUGUCUUUUAUAUAUAUAUAUAUUUUAUAUAUAUAAAUAUAUUUUAUCCUAAAGCUC
This is a messenger RNA of Hemicordylus capensis (graceful crag lizard), 5332 nucleotides long. RefSeq names its product SIX homeobox 5 (gene SIX5). The record is from RefSeq and is a predicted model, not a curated record. NCBI's taxonomy places the organism in Eukaryota, Metazoa, Chordata, Lepidosauria, Squamata, Cordylidae. Gene Ontology annotation, cellular component: transcription regulator complex; nucleus. The transcript is spliced from 3 exons. Bases 66 to 2876 code for a protein of 936 amino acids. Gene Ontology annotation, molecular function: DNA-binding transcription factor activity, RNA polymerase II-specific; RNA polymerase II cis-regulatory region sequence-specific DNA binding. Gene Ontology annotation, biological process: regulation of transcription by RNA polymerase II.